UUAAAAAAUACUUUUCCACAACAAAAUCCCCAAUUCACUCUCUCUCUCUCUCUCUCUCUCUCUCCCGUAACCGACUCUCACCCCUUCAAAUCCCCAAUUAUUCAAAACCUAACCCUAACUCACCCUCAAAUCCCCAAAUCUUCACAGAUCUCCGAUCCAAAUCAAAAAAUUUCCGAUCAAUUCAUCUAGAUCUGAUAUUCAACACGAUGGUAGUCAACGGCCGUGGAUUGAAACGGAUGAAACGGCGAGUAACGGCCGAUCUUAAUGACUUUUUAACGUUUCCGGCCGGCGAAGUGACGGCGGCCGAACCGUUUCGGACCGGCGUGAGAACGUUUUUGCUCCGGCACGCGCUGCUCCCGCCGCCGUCGUCGCUGAUUCCGCAUCUGCUGACGUGGCAGAUGUUGUUUAGGGUUGGUGAAGGGAGUGGUGGUGAUGAUGCGUGUGUGUGUGUUGAUGUGGUGGAGGAAGAUGUGGUUAGAGCUAGAUCGGUUUAUUGUGAUCAGUGCCGAGUUGUUGGCUGGAGCGGGAACCCAGUAUGUGGGAAGAGGUACCAUUUCAUAAUAAAGGCUGAUGGGGCUUCUAUUGGGGGCUACAACAAGCCAUGUGCUGGUUGUGGCGCUUUCGUCCAUUUGUCUGACUCAAGGUGCAAGUCAUGUAACCAUGUGUUGACUACUGAAGAUGUUGAGGAGUGGAUGUAUAACCAGUUGGAUGAUACCAGUCAUCUUUUACAUGCUGUAGUCCAUAUGAACGGUUAUGGUCACAUUCUCAGAGUUAACGGCAGAGAAGGCGGGUCCCACGUCCUCUCAGGCCGUCAUAUCAUGGACUUCUGGGAUCGCCUUUGCAAAGCUCUUGGAGUCAGACAAGUCAGUGUUAUGGAUGUAUCAAAAAAAUACGGGUGUGAGCUUCGGUUACUUCACUCGGUAAUCAAGGGUCAUCCAUGGUAUGGUGAUUGGGGUUACGCGUUUGGUGGCGGAAGUUAUGCUAUUACUCAUGAAGCCUACAAAGAUGCAAUUAAAACCCUAGCAAACAUGCCUUUAUCUGCCUUAUCUUCACAAGCGCGUAAACCAAGAACGCAUUUACACAACUUGAUUGCUUUUUACCAGUCACUGUCAGAUCAAGAGCUCGUAACUUAUAAAGAUCUGUUCCAUUGCGUAGCUAAAUUAUUGCAUGAGUCCAAUAAAAACUGCGCAAUGGUGGAUUAUCAUCCCACUAAAAAGGUUAAGUUUGGUGAUUCAAGAGCGUUGUGUGUCUGGAAUAUGAGUGAUAUAGUUCGUGUUGAGGAAGCGAUGUUCAAGGUGUUGAAAGCGGUAAGCGGGUCUUCGUGGGUGAGCUGGCGGUCCUUACGUGGGGCCGUUUUCAGGGUGGGCCCUCCUGAGCUUUUGGAGUAUUGUCUUAAGGAACUUAAAGGGAAACAAGCAGAUAAUGGUACGGUGGUUAAUGCUAGAUAUAAUCCAGAUUCUGGUGGUCUUGAAUACAGGCUUGAACCCAAUAGCAGCACCACCGUCAACUGCUCAAUUGCAAGUAGCCUAUCUGAAGAUAAUUUAAUCCGAGAUUUAAAAUACUUAUAUGAAGCGUUACUACAUCCUCAGUUUACGGUAAAUCAUGUUCCUUCCACAAAAAAGGACGUCGUCGUAUAUUCAGCUAUGAAAAUUCUCGAUUGCAAGCAGUUUGUGAAAAACUAUCACCCCGAAAACUCAUUUAUAAAAGCCAACCCGGAUUCACUAAUAUUGUCGUGCAAACCCGAACUCACUGAAGAAAACGAUAUAAGCCCGCCUCCUGAACUCAUAAUCCUUCCCCCUAAUGCCACUCUCGGUGACGUUAAGAAUGAGGCGUCGAAAGCUUUUCAAGAAGUUUAUUUGAUUCUGAGACGGUUUCAAGCGGAAGAAGUUGUUGGAUAUAGAGGUGUAGAUGAAUCCACCCAAAUCAAGCUUCUGAUCGGGUCAAAGAAUGAGUCGGUGGUCAACGUUGUUGGCAAGUGUUUAGGGAAGAGUGGGUUAAGUCGGUUUAGGAUGGAACGAGGUGUGGAAACGUGGACUUUGGAUUGUAGUUGUGGGGCUAAGGAUGAUGACGGUGAGCGGAUGUUGGCGUGUGAUGUGUGUGGUGUUUGGCAACACACUCGAUGUGCCGGUAUUCCCGACUCUUGUGUAGUGACUUUGAACUUUGUUUGUUGCAAAUGUGACGGUGAAGGUGGCGGUGGUGUUGGGGUGGUGGAGGCUGAAGGUGGUGGAAUAGUUGGGGAUGGUGGGGGAGGCCGCUGCGGCUUGAUGUCUAUCGGUGGCUGAUUUUUUUUGUUGCCUAUGAAAAGAUUUUGUAAAUUCUUUUUGUGCCUUGGUGUUUUCUUUAAAUUUUGGUUUUUUUUUUUUUUUUUUUUUUUUUUUUUUUUUUUUUUUGUAUGGGGCUCUCUAAUGUAGACUGAAAUGGUGUAAAUAUUUAGGCUUAGGAUAGUCUCUAGUAUAAGAUGCUGACCGUUCACCUUUGUUUUCCUUUUGCAUAGACGCAAAAUGGUAGAAUAUUUUUUAAUAUGAA
This is a messenger RNA of Helianthus annuus (common sunflower), 2526 nucleotides long. RefSeq names its product PHD finger protein At1g33420. The record is from RefSeq and is a predicted model, not a curated record. NCBI's taxonomy places the organism in Eukaryota, Viridiplantae, Streptophyta, Magnoliopsida, Asterales, Asteraceae. The coding region runs from base 207 to 2282 and encodes 691 amino acids. The transcript is spliced from 5 exons.